Molecule: messenger RNA, 657 nt
Organism: Dibothriocephalus latus
Lineage: Eukaryota; Metazoa; Platyhelminthes; Cestoda; Diphyllobothriidea; Diphyllobothriidae
Source: the annotation of a GenBank genome assembly
AUAAUGACAGAGCUGCCAGCCGUAGUGGAUGCACUGCCUUACUUUGACAAGGGCUACGACGAGUCGGGUAUUCAAGAGGCGGCUGCCCUGCUGGUGGAAGAGGAGAUGCGUCGGUACCGCCCGACGAAGAACUACCUGGAACACCUUCCCAGCCUCAGUGGGCCUGUUCAGCUCAAAUUUGAGACUGAGGUCAUGCGCACAGAAUUUGAUCGUAUGUCUAAUCGUUUGCCCAUGGAGUUGCUAAGUAUGAAACGGUACGACGUACCGCCACCACCCGCCGGGAAGAUGGGCGAUCUGCGUGCUUGGCAGGAGGCCAUUGAAAAUGCCCACGUUCAGUUGGCUCACCAAAUCACGCGAAUAAACAACCUGGACUUAAUGAGUGAGUACGGCUGUAAUGCCUGGAAAAACUUCAACGAAGUCCUCGAACGAAUGCUGCAUCACCAUGAAAAGGACUUGAUUGAAAUGAGGCGCAAGGUCCAAGAGAUCAAUUGGCAGCGGAAAAAGGAACAAACAAUGGCUGGAGAAGUGUUGACACAACUGGAAGAAGAGUGGGUCGGACUUGUAGGCAAGAAUUACGAAAUCGAACAGGCUAUAAUUGACCUAGAAACGGAGCUCAACCUGCCGCGUGGAUCGAGGGAGAACGAUGCUUCCUCGUGA